AUGGGAGUCAACCAAUCAUGGGUCACAGAAUUCAUCCUGGUGGGAUUUCAGCUCAGUGCCGAGAUGGAAGUGCUCCUCUUUUGGAUCUUCUCCCUGUUAUACAUCUUCAGCCUGCUGGCAAAUGGCAUGAUCUUGGGACUCAUCUGUCUGGACCACAGUCUGCACACCCCCAUGUACUUCUUCCUCUCACACCUGGCUGUCAUUGACAUGUCCUAUGCUUCCAACAAUGUUCCCAAGAUGUUGGCAAACCUGAUGAGCAAGAAAAGAACGAUCUCGUUUGUUCCAUGCAUACUGCAGACCUAUUUGUAUCUUGCUUUUGCUGCUACAGAGUGUCUGAUUUUGGUGGUGAUGUCCUAUGAUAGGUAUGUGGCCAUUUGCCACCCUCUCCAGUACACUGUCAUAAUGAGCUGGAGAGUAUGCACGAUCCUGGCUCUCACAUCCUGGUCAUGUGGGUUUGCCCUGUCCCUGGUACAUGCAAUUCUCCUUCUAAGGUUGCCGUUCUGUGGGCCCCGGGAUGUGAACCACCUCUUCUGUGAAAUUCUGUCUGUCCUCAAGCUGGCCUGUGCUGACACCUGGGUUAACCAAGUGGUCAUAUUUGCUACCUGUGUGUUUGUCUUAGUUGGGCCUCUUUGUUUGAUGCUUGUCUCCUACAUGCACAUCCUCAGGGCCAUCCUAAAGAUCCAGACAAAGGAGGGCCGCAUAAAGGCCUUCUCCACCUGCUCCUCCCACCUGUGUGUGGUUGGACUCUUCUUUGGCAUAGCCAUGGUGGUUUACAUAGUCCCAGACUCUAAUCAACGAGAGGAGCAGGAGAAAAUGCUGUCCCUGUUUCACAGUGUCUUUAACCCAAUGCUGAAUCCCCUGAUCUACAGCCUGAGGAAUGCUCUGGUGAAGGGCGCCCUCCACAGAGCACUGCAGAGGCCACGGUCUAUGUAAGGAGUGGACAGAGUGUUAGCUGUAUAGGGCUUUGCCUUUAA
This is a messenger RNA of Symphalangus syndactylus (siamang), 974 nucleotides long. RefSeq names its product olfactory receptor 2A2. NCBI's taxonomy places the organism in Eukaryota, Metazoa, Chordata, Mammalia, Primates, Hylobatidae. The record is from RefSeq and is a predicted model, not a curated record. Gene Ontology annotation, cellular component: membrane. Gene Ontology annotation, biological process: G protein-coupled receptor signaling pathway. Gene Ontology annotation, molecular function: olfactory receptor activity; G protein-coupled receptor activity.